Messenger RNA from Aspergillus alliaceus, 786 nucleotides. RefSeq names its product proteasome core particle subunit beta 6 (gene prs3). Lineage: Eukaryota; Fungi; Ascomycota; Eurotiomycetes; Eurotiales; Aspergillaceae. The record is from RefSeq and is a predicted model, not a curated record. The transcript has 2 exons. Bases 1 to 786 code for a protein of 261 amino acids. Gene Ontology annotation, cellular component: proteasome core complex.
AUGAUGUCUUUCAUGGGGAACCAGCCUCAGAACGAGGCUGUCGGCUACUCCUUCUCUCAGCCAACCACUGCUCCAAACAAGGAACACUCAUUUUAUCCGUACACUGACAACGGUGGCUCGACUUUGGGUAUCACAGGUGCUGACUUCGCUAUUCUUGCUGGAGACACUCGCUCGGUGGCAGGAUAUAACAUCAAUUCUCGCUAUGUUCCUAAGGUUUUCAAAAUUGGCGGUGAUGAUGACAGUGGCGAGGGCGCCCACAUUCUUUUGUCGGUUGUGGGCUUCGCUGCUGAUGGCCAAGCACUCAAAGAACGAUUAGAUGCAGUGGUCAAGAUGUACAAAUAUCAGCACGGGAAACCUAUGUCUGUCAGAGCAUGUGCUCAGCGAUUGUCGACUAUCCUAUACCAAAAGCGGUUCUUCCCCUAUUAUGUGCAUGCUAUUCUGGCCGGCUUGGACGACGAGGGCAAAGGAGCGUUAUACAGCUACGAUCCGGUAGGCUCAUAUGAAAGAGAACAAUGCAGAGCAGCUGGAUCUGCGGCGAGUUUGAUCAUGCCAUUCCUGGAUAACCAGGUCAACUUCAAAAACCAGUACAUCCCCGGUAGCGGAGACGGGCAUGCUCUCGAACCGAAGAAGCCUGAGCCGUUACCGAGAGAGACGGUGGAGCAGCUCGUGCGAGAUGCGUUUACCAGCGCUGUGGAGCGACACAUUGAAGUGGGAGAUGGCUUGCAAAUGAUGAUUAUUACGCAUCGUGGGAUAGAAGAGAUCUACACUCCGCUGAAAAAGGACUAA